Copidosoma floridanum is the source of this 4796-nucleotide messenger RNA. RefSeq names its product acetyl coenzyme A synthase (gene AcCoAS). NCBI's taxonomy places the organism in Eukaryota, Metazoa, Arthropoda, Insecta, Hymenoptera, Encyrtidae. The record is from RefSeq and is a predicted model, not a curated record. Gene Ontology annotation, biological process: acetyl-CoA biosynthetic process. Gene Ontology annotation, molecular function: acetyl-CoA synthetase activity.
CGUCGAGCCGAGACACUGGCGCGAGGAAGAAGCCAGAGGUGGAGCAAAAGGACCAAAACUCGUCAAAGGAGGGUGGAGGGACAAAGGGUCGAGGAUUCGAGAUCGCGCGGUCAAAGUGUCGUUGUCGGUAACAAGUAACGAGCAUCAUGGCCGACAGGAUAUACCUGCCGAAUCCUGAGCUUGCAAAGCUCGCCCACUGCAAGAGCAUGGAGCAGUACAAGCACAUGCACGAAAGGUCCAUAAACCACCCCGCACAGUUUUGGGGCGAAAUAGCCAAGGAAUUUUAUUGGGAAACGCACUCGAGUGAGGACAAAUUCUUUUCCUACAAUUUCGAUCUCAACGCGGGUGACAUUUACAUCAAGUGGAUGGAGGGAGCCUCGACGAACUUGAGCUUUAAUCUGCUCGACAAAAAUGUCAAGAACGGAAAGGGCGACCAAAUAGCUUUCUACUGGGAAGGAAACGACCCGGACGACUACUCGCGCAUCACGUACCGCAAGCUCCUGCAGGAGGUGUGCCGUUUCGCCAACGUGCUCAAGUCCAAGGGGGUGCAAAAGGGCGACCGCGUGGCCAUCUACAUGCCGAUGAUCAUGGAGCUGCCCAUAGCGAUGCUCGCAUGCACGAGGAUCGGCGCCGUCCACAGCGUCGUGUUUGCGGGUUACUCGGCGGACUCGCUGGCGGAGCGAAUGUCCGACUCGAAGGCCAAGCUCCUGAUCACGGCGGACGGGGUCUGGCGGGGCGAGAAGCUGCUCCUGCUCAAGUCCAUCUGCGACGAGGCGCUCGAGAAGGUCAAGAGCCACGGCCACGAGGUCGAGUGUUGCGUCGUCGUGUCCCACCUCAGGCGGCUCUCCUCGCCCCAGGGGAACAACUCCUCCGCGGGUAACAUACCCUGGGACGACGACAGGGACGUCUGGUGGCACGACGAGAUGGAGGACGCCGAGCCGAGCUGUUACCCGGUGUGGAUGGCCGCGGAGGAUCCCCUCUUCGUCCUCUACACGAGCGGCUCGACGGGCAAGCCAAAGGGGGUGCUGCACACGACCGCCGGUUACCUCAUCUACGCGGCAACGACCUUCAAAUACGUCUUUGACUACCACCCUGGGGACGUUUACUGGUGCACCGCCGACAUUGGCUGGAUCACCGGGCACACCUACGUGGUGUACGGGCCGCUCGCCAACGGCGCCACAUCCGUACUGUUCGAGGGGACUCCGUUCCAUCCGGCGAACGACAGGUACUGGUCGGUGGUCGACAAGUACAGGGUGACGCAGUUUUACACGGCCCCCACAGCCAUCAGGUCUCUGAUGAAGUUUGGCGACGAAAACGUCAAAAAGCACGAUCUGACCAGUCUCAGGGUUCUAGGCUCGGUGGGCGAGCCGAUCAACUCGGAGGCCUGGCUGUGGUUCUACAACCUCGUGGGCCACGGCAAGUGCAGCAUCGCCGACACCUUCUGGCAAACCGAGACCGGCGGCCACGUGAUCACACCCCUGCCCGGAGCGACACCCAUGAAGCCCGGAUCAGCCACGUUCCCGUUCUUUGGGGUGCAGCCAGAGCUGUUGGACGAGGAUGGCCACGUGAUCGAGGGCGAGGGCGAGGGUUACCUGGUCUUCCGCAGGCCCUGGCCCGGCAUGAUGCGCACACUAUACGGCAACCACGAGCGCUUCCAGACCACCUACUUUGACCGGUUUCACGGCUUCUACUGCACGGGUGACGGUGCACGGCGGGACAAGGACGGCUACCUGUGGGUGACGGGCCGCAUAGACGACAUGCUGAACGUGUCGGGCCACCUGAUGUCCACCGCCGAGGUCGAGAGCGUGCUCGCCGAGCACUCGUCGGUCGCCGAGGCGGCGGUAGUCAGCAAGCCCCACCCGGUGAAGGGCCAGUGCCUCUACUGCUUCGUCACCCCCAACGAGGGCAAGCCCUUCGACAAGAAACUACAGGACGAGCUCAAGAAGAAGGUUCGCGAGAGGAUCGGGCCGUUCGCCCAGCCGGACGUGAUCCAGCAUGCCCCGGGCCUUCCGAAGACCCGCUCGGGCAAGAUAAUGCGGCGAGUGCUCCGGAAAAUCGCCACCGGGGACAGGAACGUCGGCGACACCUCGACGCUGGCGGACGAGGCGGUCGUCGAGCUGCUCUUCUCCCUCAGGCCACAGCAGGUCUAAGACUCGUUUCUACUGUCGUUGUACACCCGGGACUCGUUACGGGGGACUAGCCGUUGUUGUUGUCAUGUUGUUGCUGCUGUUGAUGUCGCUCGCGUAGUAUAUAAUCCUCAAACAGGUGUAAACCUUCCAACUUUUAACCAUUCAACUGUAUGAAUGGUAUUUUCUUGUUUGCGAAAUUGCUCGACCCCUCGCCUCGUUUUUUUUUUUUUUUUUCUUUUCUUUCCUCGCAGGUGCUCUUGACUCGGUUGUGCACGAGAUGAUCACGAUAAUUCGUCGUGGAUUGGAUAAACUUUGUUCGAGUUCUCAUUUGCGAGUUCGGGAAACGCGAGCGAUCGAGGACGAAUGGGGGAAAAAAAAUAAAAUAGGUCGAGUGUUGAUCGAAGUCGUCUCCCCUCUCGUUGGAAAUUAAGUAGAGUAGGCAGGACGCGAUGGAAAAUCAAUCGUUAAAUAGUUACUGCCGCGAUUCUGCACUUGCGAAAAAAAAGAGACAGAGCCCUCCGUGUUGUACGUAGGAAUUUGUAAUGUCUCAUUGGUUGUUUUUUUUUUUUUUUUUUGUUUUUUUUUUUUAACGUUUAUCUCUUACACAUAUUGUAUCGUAAAAGUUUUUACGGCAAAACCAUACAAUGAGGCAUCGCAACGUCAAUUAAAAAAUUAAACGAUAAUUUUGAAGUACAUGGACAACCUUAUUUUGUAUUUCUACCUCGGGUCGCAUUUUUAUAAAACAUCAAAUUGUAUUUCACCGAUUUCAAAUGACCGUGUAUUCGAUAUUACAACUACAAUCACAAUCCUACGUAGGUACAUAUUUCAUGGAAAGACUACUGCACGUGCUUUAUUGAUGUAUCCUUGUACACCUACAUUGUAUUGCGAUGAAGCAGAGUAACGUUGCACGCCUUUGAAACGAAUUUUAAAAAGUAAGAAAUGUUGGAAAAAAAAAAAGAAAAAAAAAUUAGCAACACGUCCUUGGCACAUUGACAAAAUACCGCGUGCACGGCUUUGUUAUACAUAAUAUAUGAUAUUACUUACUAGCGCGCACACACCGAUCGCACCGAUCGUACAGUCUCAAGAGAUAUACAUAUACAUAUAAUAUUUACAUACUUAAGCAUAAUGCCAUAAAUAUAUAUAUAUAUAUAUAUAUUGUAUACUAUACAGUAUGGAGGAGAAAUAUGUUGAAUGUACGAGAAGAAAGAUAAUUUGUUCGAGGGAAAGUCGAAUGGCGAAAGUAUAAUAUUUAAGUGUACGUGUGUUUUCAUCGUCGGGCACAACGACUGCGUGAAUUUUCGACAUCGCGAUUUCUCGCGAAAAGUAAAACAAAUGCGAAUUAUCUGUAGAUCGAUAUUUUUUUUAUAUCAUUAUUCAACAACCUCAUUAUUGUAAUUUUUUAUUAUUAUUAUUAUUAGAGCGGAAAUUGCACAGUGUACAGUUUCUACAUAGUUUAAAAUUAGCGCUUUUACAUAAUGCUUAUUCGUUUAUAAAUUCAUUCAUUCGUUUUUGCAUUUAAUCAAAAUAUAUGUACACACAAUGUAUACUUGUAUGCACGUAUAUUUUUUUAAGGGAUAUUGACUUUACGCUCGCACACGAGAAGGAAAGAAAAAGCCUAUAGUUGUAAAAACGUACAAGAGAAAAAAAACAGCUGAUCCUGCUGGUUGUACAAGAUUUCCUGCACACAUGAUCAUGUACCUAUGCACGUGCGAUUUUUAUGACGCGCACAUGCGACACGAUAUUAUAUAUAUAUAUGAGUUAUGAUCUGGAAUCAACUGAUGUAUAUUUUAAUAAAAAAUAAUAUAGAUGUAUAAGGGCGUUGAAAGUAAUAGAGAAAGUAAUAAUAUAGUUGUAAGCACAAGUUUUGCAAAAGAGAUACAGCGGAACAUACAAUAAUAACAAUAAUGUUGUUAUCGAUGGAAAAGCAACAAAACAGAAUUAAAGCAAUGUUCCGAUCGUCGUGUACAGAUUUUUGUGAAUUUACGCGAAUAAUCGAACUGUUGAUGAAAGUCUGUCAUGUGAUGUAAUACACGUGUAUGUAUAUUUAAAUUACCGUUCGAAUAUACUGUGAGCGUGUAUUAUGUAUAAAGAGUACGUAUUUUCCAGGUAAAAAGUCUGCUUGUUCGAAGUUAAAAUGAAAAGAAAAAAAAAAAAAAAAAAAAAAAAAAGAAAAACCUGUUUACCCAUCAGAGUGACGCAUGACCCCAAAUGUAAAGUCAAUGUAGUGUUUUUCGAUGCACUUUAAUGAAACGCAGAAAACACGUAUCCACACUUUAGUCCACCGCCACGACUAAUCAAGAUGAAUAAUGAUGAAAAUUUAUUCUCAUUUCCAGCGCACCAAAUCGAUUCUUAUUAAUGUGCUUUGAAAAUUCUUAACGCAGUCCUGCCUCUCGGAUUAUUGUUGUAUAUAUAUAUUGUUGAAAAACAAUUCAAAUACGAAUUUUAAAUGCUGCGUCAAGUAUUUUUUUGAAACGUGUAUUGAAAAACAAGGUUUUGGAGUAAACGAAAAAAAUGAGCAUAAAAAGAGAAAUUUACUUCCAUACAUGUUGGAACUGUAAUGACUAUUUAUAGGAUAGUAAGAAAAAAAAAAAAAAAAUAUAGAUGAUAAAGAAAAUAUAUACAUAUAUAUGACCUAUACGUUGCAUAAGCGCGGGCGCACAUGAAAAA